Erinaceus europaeus (western European hedgehog) is the source of this 1682-nucleotide messenger RNA. It is a transcript of the gene UBB, whose product is annotated as ubiquitin B. The coding region runs from base 160 to 1533 and encodes 457 amino acids. Gene Ontology annotation, cellular component: nucleus; cytoplasm. The transcript has 2 exons. Lineage: Eukaryota; Metazoa; Chordata; Mammalia; Eulipotyphla; Erinaceidae. The record is from RefSeq and is a predicted model, not a curated record. Gene Ontology annotation, biological process: modification-dependent protein catabolic process; protein ubiquitination. Gene Ontology annotation, molecular function: ubiquitin protein ligase binding; protein tag activity.
GGUGAUGAGUGACGUAACAGACGUCCUAUAAAUUUCAGCUCCGCCCAAACGGAGCGUUCACAAGCGGCCGGCAGACUUAUAGCUUGCUGAGGUGUGUGUAGCGCCUGAUCGACCCUUUUUUCCUCUUCGUACCAUCUCCGUUUUCGCUAACAGGUCAAAAUGCAGAUCUUCGUGAAGACCCUGACCGGCAAGACCAUCACCCUGGAAGUGGAGCCCAGUGACACCAUCGAGAAUGUGAAGGCCAAGAUCCAGGAUAAGGAGGGCAUCCCCCCUGACCAGCAGAGGCUCAUCUUCGCUGGCAAGCAGCUGGAAGACGGCCGCACUCUUUCCGACUACAAUAUCCAGAAGGAGUCGACCCUGCACCUGGUCCUCCGCCUGAGGGGUGGCAUGCAGAUCUUCGUGAAGACCCUGACCGGCAAGACCAUCACCCUGGAAGUGGAGCCCAGCGACACCAUCGAGAAUGUGAAGGCCAAGAUUCAGGAUAAGGAGGGCAUCCCCCCCGACCAGCAGAGGCUCAUCUUCGCUGGCAAGCAGCUGGAAGACGGCCGCACUCUUUCCGACUACAACAUCCAGAAGGAGUCGACCCUGCACCUGGUCCUCCGCCUGAGGGGUGGCAUGCAGAUCUUCGUGAAGACCCUGACCGGCAAGACCAUCACCCUGGAAGUGGAGCCCAGCGACACCAUCGAGAAUGUGAAGGCCAAGAUUCAGGAUAAGGAGGGCAUCCCCCCCGACCAGCAGAGGCUCAUCUUCGCUGGCAAGCAGCUGGAAGACGGCCGCACUCUUUCCGACUACAACAUCCAGAAGGAGUCGACCCUGCACCUGGUCCUCCGCCUGAGGGGUGGCAUGCAGAUCUUCGUGAAGACCCUGACUGGCAAGACCAUCACCCUGGAAGUGGAGCCCAGCGACACCAUCGAGAAUGUGAAGGCCAAGAUCCAGGAUAAGGAGGGCAUCCCCCCUGACCAGCAGAGGCUCAUCUUCGCUGGCAAGCAGCUGGAAGACGGCCGCACUCUUUCCGACUACAACAUCCAGAAGGAGUCGACCCUGCACCUGGUCCUCCGCCUGAGGGGUGGCAUGCAGAUCUUCGUGAAGACCCUGACCGGCAAGACCAUCACCCUGGAAGUGGAGCCCAGCGACACCAUCGAGAAUGUGAAGGCCAAGAUUCAGGAUAAGGAGGGCAUCCCCCCCGACCAGCAGAGGCUCAUCUUCGCUGGCAAGCAGCUGGAAGACGGCCGCACUCUUUCCGACUACAACAUCCAGAAGGAGUCGACCCUGCACCUGGUCCUCCGCCUGAGGGGUGGCAUGCAGAUCUUCGUGAAGACCCUGACCGGCAAGACCAUCACCCUGGAAGUGGAGCCCAGCGACACCAUCGAGAAUGUGAAGGCCAAGAUUCAGGAUAAGGAGGGCAUCCCCCCCGACCAGCAGAGGCUCAUCUUCGCUGGCAAGCAGCUGGAAGACGGCCGCACUCUUUCCGACUACAACAUCCAGAAGGAGUCGACCCUGCACCUGGUCCUCCGCCUGAGGGGUGGUUGUUAAUUUUUCAGUCCUGCACUUAAUAGUGCCUAAUAAUGGCAUUUACUCUGCACUCUAGCCAUUUGUCCCAAUUUAAGUUGAGAAGUUUCCAAUUUCAGUAAUAACUAAACCUGUUCAAAAUGUUAAUAAAGGUUUUGUUGCAUGGUAGCAUA